GUGCUGUGCAUGUGCAGUUAUGCAGGCUGUAUAGUGCGUAACGUGCGUAAGCUGCCUGGUCAAAGCCAAAGCCACAAAGCUCCGAUUCCCAUUCAUCCAUUGUGUGCAAUUGUGCUAAGUGCGUGGAAAGCGGUGGCGGUGAGGUUAGGUUUAAGAAAGAUUACGCGUUUUUUUACGCGGUAAAGAGAUUUACCGCGAUUUCUAGCGUAUGCUUAUCAAAGUAAGAUGGCGAACACGGGACGUUCCGCUUUCUCUCAGGAUGGUCAAUAUUACGCAUUUUGCGGUAAUGACGGCAAGUUGAAGAUCUGGGAAACCGCGAGCGGCCGGUUAAAGCACGAGUACACUCCUAAUCGGCAUUUAUCGUCACCCUGCAGCGUCAUAGGAUGGAUCUCGGCGAGCUCGCAAUCGCCGGGCAACGUAUCGCCAUCGCCAAGGAAAAGACGCAAAAGAAAGUCUAUUUCGGAAGAUGUCGAUCACAAAACUAUUGUGGCGAUGGGUUCGACCAAUGGAAAAGUCACAUUGUACGAUGUAGCAGCAGCAUCUGUCAGCGCUACGUUGGAGAACGGUCAUUCCUCUGCUAUCACAGCGAUCGCUUGGUCGGCAUGUACAGGAUUGAUUACAGCUGCUAACGAUUAUCACAUAGUGGAAUGGAAUCUUCAGGAGAAUGGAAUCAAAUGUAAAUGGAAAUCAGGCCAGGCAAAAGUCACGGCAUUAGCAAUUCUAUCUAAUGGAAAGUCUUUGCUGUCUGCGGAAAGAAUAAUCAAAUGGUGGAAUUUAGCGACCAAGCACGUGAUUCGCACGUUUACUGGACAUGCCAAUCAUGUUAAUUUUCUUCAUCCUAUACAAGUAGAUAGCACAACUACUUACUUAAUCAGCAGUGCCUGUGCGGAUAGUCAUCUUUCUGUAUGGGCAUUGGAUAAAAAUAAAAAUGAUAAAGCGUCGAUAGCAACUCUAGCCUUGCAGGAUGAGGCUACAUCUAUCUCUAUACUUGUUGCGAAAGAAUUGCAAAUUGUUGUAUUGGUUACUACUCAAUCGGGUCAAGCGCAGUUAUUCGAGUAUCAGCCAAAUGGUCAUACCAAACCAUUGAAACCAUCUCUUAACAUUGCGGUAGCAGCAGAUGUCAAUCAGAAGGAGACUAUUCAACAGAUUCCAAUUUUAGCAGGUUAUUUAACUGAGGAUGAAAAACUAUUACUGGCAUAUGGUAGUUAUUUAAAUUUGACAUUCGAAAAAGUUAUACCUGACUUUUCCGACAAAGUACAAUGUUUAAUUAGAUCGGAAAAAUUGGAUACAAAAAAAGUGAAAGAAAAAAAAGAAGAAACAAUUUCUAAAAUAAAACCUACCGCAAUAGAAGGAGAUGUUGAAUAUCUCGCUCCAGUUACAUUGUUUGCAGGAGUAGGAGUUCCGACACAGAAGAGAAAUAGGACUACCUCGGGUUCUCAGCUACUUUUAAAAGAUAGACUGGAAAAUCUCAGUUUAAAUGCAGACGUGAAUACGCCGGGAAGAACACCGACGAAAGGAGCUAAUAUGACGCAGUUACUGAUGCAAGCCUUAAAUAGCAAAGAUAAAACUAUUUUGACGACGGUGUUAUUUACAAAAAAUGAAAGUGUAAUUCGUAGUACCAUCACAAGAUUACCAGUGGAAGCAAUUACGCCAUUGCUUAAAGAAUUAACCAUUAUGUUGCAAGGCAAAACAUAUGCGAGUAAAAUUGCAGUAAUGUGGUUGCAAACUUUGAUAAUGACUCAUGCAGCACAUUUGAUGUCACGACCAGAUAUCGCAGAGAUACUCAGCCCUAUUCUAAGUUUUAUCGACGCGAAAUUAACGCUUCUAACGGCUGUACAAAGAUUAAAAGGCAGAGUUUCUCUUAUAACAGGACAAAUAUCUCAGGCUAAUGAGGAACACAAAGAUAUAACCGAGGACAGCUUGCUUGUUUAUCAAGAUCCAGAUUCAUCGGAUGAAGGUGCCGAUAAAGACGAUGUUGAUCUAAGUAGCGAAUCUGAUGACAAUUGGGAAGAGAUGUCGGAUCAAGAUGUUCAAGAUGAAGAGGAUAACAGAAGCGUCAAAUUUGAAGAUGAUGACGUUGACGAUAAUGAUUCUAUACACAGCUAAAAAAAAAUCGAGUUGUAAAAAUGUCGUUUAAUUACCACAAUGGAGCCAUUCUUGAUGAAAGACGGAUGUAACAAAGAUGGUACUGCAAAAAAUAAUACCUUUAUCUUCUCAAGACGUUUAUUUUCACCAUUACGUGAAGAUUUGAAAGAGAUGGAUUUGGAAGGCCAAAUAUAGCAUAUUUGAAUAAAGCUGUCCUGAAAGCUAAUACGUUUUUCUCGCUUAUAACAAUCAUCCUUGUAUAUCCAAUAUUUUUCAAGAAAAAUAUACAAAUUUAUAAUUAUA
Solenopsis invicta (red fire ant) is the source of this 2388-nucleotide messenger RNA. RefSeq names its product WD repeat-containing protein 43. The record is from RefSeq and is a predicted model, not a curated record. NCBI's taxonomy places the organism in Eukaryota, Metazoa, Arthropoda, Insecta, Hymenoptera, Formicidae. The coding region runs from base 226 to 2106 and encodes 626 amino acids. The transcript has 7 exons. Gene Ontology annotation, molecular function: protein binding. Gene Ontology annotation, cellular component: nucleolus. Gene Ontology annotation, biological process: maturation of SSU-rRNA from tricistronic rRNA transcript (SSU-rRNA, 5.8S rRNA, LSU-rRNA).